GUUAUUGAAGCCUGAUACUGAUAGAUAGAUACAAGUUAGAAUAAUUUUGGGAAUUCAGUGCCAGUGGAGCCUUUGCCUUUCUGCUCGAGACGGAGACGAGCGAGAUUCAUAACUGUCAUCGUAUAGCUAAACCGUGUCAAAGAAACUGGGUUUGGCUUAACGAAUAGGCGUAAAAAUUGUAAACUGAAAAGCAGAACUGCGUUCUGCGUUGGCUUUUAAUAAUGGAUUUCAAAAUGCACGAAUUUACUCACGCUUUGGUAGGUAAGGCGUCGCCAGGAUCUGUUCUCGGAGACGGUGUUAUGUUUGAUGAAAUUCGGCGUCAGCAUGAAUGUUACACAAGACUCCUUAGGGAAUUGAAUGUUGAAGUAAUUGAAGUAACUUUGCAAGGUUCUCUACCCGAAAAACUAUUGCUGGAAAAAAUGGCAAUUAUAUGCCAUGGUAUAGCAUUACUACCUCGAAGCAACUCUACUGAUGAAAUUAACAACGCUAAAAUUCUGAAAGAGAUAUUGCAAAAUGAUCUUUGCCAAACAGUUAUCGAUCAGAUUGAUCCAGAAGCAAAUAUUUCCUGUUCAGAUGUAUUAUUCACAGGUAGGGAGUUUUUUGUUGGGAUCUCUGAGAGGACUAAUGAGGCGGGAGCUAGUGCAGUUGCUGAAGCAUUUCCUGAAUUCCCGUGCACCCCGAUAAAGAUUUCUAAAGGCACUCAAGAGUUAAAGAAAUAUAUCACUGUAGCCGGAUCCGACAUUUUAUGUGUGAGUGCCAGUAAAGAGGCAAAGGAAUUGCUUAAGAGGAUUGAACGUGAAGCCACUUUUACUUAUCAGACCUUGACGGUUCCCGAAGAUGAAGCAGCUAAUUGUCUUUAUGUUAAUGGCACCCUCAUACACAGGGCUAUUGAGGAAAUACCCCAAGCAUUCAAGGUAUUUUGUGAAAAAAUAGAUUUUGCUAGAAGAUCAAUUUGCCUCUCCGAACUUGCUAAGAUGCCGGCUGGUUUGAGUUCAUGUUGUUUGUUAGUAAGAAAACCCUAAAUUUUUGUUGGUUUGUUUAUCUAUCUUUUGGUCUCCAAAAAUACAAUAUUGCUAACAUUCACAAAUGGAGACCAAAAGCAUUACAAUGAUGUUAUUAAUUAUAUCAAUGGUUUUACCUUACCAAGCUUAAAAUUUAUUUAAAUUUAUUUUAUUUAAUUUGUUUGCAUCCAACCCAUGAGUAUCGGUAGACCAUCAGUAGUUAUGACUUCUUUGAUUGGACCAGCAAAAUCUUGCGCAUAUUUACAACAGUCAAUAUUUGUUCAAGAUUUUUUCCUAUACACAAUUAGUGUGACAAUAUCAAUUCGCCAGUGUAUUAAAGAAAAUGACAAUAAGUACGCGGAAUUACUGUAAGGGUGGGUUCCUCCAUUUACUAUAACAAUAAAAAAAAAACAAAACCACAGUUGGUAAUGGUUUGGUUCGUGAUUGAUACACCCGUUAUAGGUUGGGUUCGUUUGGUUGCGUUUUGGGUAUCGAUUACUUUUGGUCAUACAUUUGAACUUUGAGAUAAGAUCAUUGUAAAAAACUGUACGACUAUGCAUUUACAAACAUUGCGUAAUCACACAGAUCGAACACGGGACGCGGGGGACCUGUCGGUAUAUUUGCUUUUUUCGCUAUUUCGACAUUUGAAGUAUCUAUAAAAAUGUAACUAGCACAAUGCAAGUAUGCAUAACUGUUACUAAAUUAAAUAGAAAUACAUAUGUACGAAUUAAAGAAAUAAUACGAAAUGGCACUAAUCCCAGGUCAGUAAACAUAUUGUUAGAAGUUUCAUUCCCUUAAAAAUGCGUUUUAAUAUUUUAAUAAUACAAAAUACUGUUUACUUGGGAACUUACGAAGAUAAAAUAUUUUUUUACGUUUGUAUUUUUAUUUUAUUAAUACUAGUUAGUUUACAUGGCGCGUAGAAAUGAGAACUAUGAAGGAUAUUAACAUGUAGUAUCACGAAAGAAGUAUUUAUUUAUUUAUUUAUUUAUUUAAGGGCAACCAACAAAGCAUACACCAGAAAAGAACAUGUUAUAGCACUUACAUAAUAAUUACAUUUUGUAGUGUAGCCUUAAUUAAAGGCUGCCACGGCAUGCAUUAAACAUAGGAGUAAGAAUUUAAAUACGUGCAUAUACUGUUAGAAAAUUGUCUAUUCAAAUAUUAAAAAUAAGUUAGGUUCCAAUAAUAUAAUGUAUACAAGUGUUUUUCUCUUUAUCGACUGUUGUAAAUAUGCAAGUGAUUAUUUAUUUAUUAAGAUUCAAAAUCAACUUGGCGAACUAUGAUCCAUUUUGCCUAUAUUUUCCAGACGUCAAACCCCAAAACGAUCUUAAACGCCCGCUUAACUUUUUUGUACUCGCGGUAAAGAUAUCUCCUUUACAAUACAUGUUGCAUUUCAGAUAUUUUUAGUAUUAACAAAACUACGUGUUGGGUCGUGGAUAUGGAAUUUUGAACUUUUACCUUGUGGUGGGUCUUCCGUCAAAUUAGUGUUUUGUAUGCCUUCUUAAAUAAGUUCUUCUUGAGGCAAUCAAAUACAAUAAGAUAAUUCGGCAUGCACCGCAAGAGGUGGUCUUUGUUUUGCAAAGCAAAACGAUUUGCAAACGAUUUUUAGACAAAAUGGGUCAUAUAAAGUGAUUGGUUGAUAGUACAUUAAUAGGUAAUGUGAGUUCAACAGCAAAAUCAAUGACAAUUUUUUAUGCGUUUUAUUUCUCUUAAUAUUUAUUCGCUUUUGCAUUUAAAAGUAUUGUAAUAUUGUUAUCUAUUGUAAAUUAUAUAGUGUGAAUCCGAAAGAUGUAAAACUCGAGUGUCGGGGCCCUUUUUAGGGUUAAUUUAAUGGGAUGGUACAAGUAAACGUGUAUUUUUUGUACCGGACUUAUUUAAGUGUACGUCUAUUUAAGACGAGAUUAUUGAGAUGCAACUUAAUAAAGAUAAUUCAUGAUGACAAACGUAGGGCGGAAAAUGACGAGUCUUGGAUCGCAGUGCAUUUUAUAUAAUAUGUCCACAGCAGUUCUGAUAUAAGAUAUUGACUGUCCUGUUAUACUUUUAAUUAUUAGUCAAGAUUUACAUAGUUAAGUUAGCUAUUAAUCCAAGGUCUGCUAAAUUUACCUGAUACGCUUUUGACCAUUUUGUUGUAUAUCUAGCAUUGUGUUAACUGGCUGAUCUCCUUAUAUGGGAACAGUGCCAAUAAACGCUAUUAUUAACUA
This is a messenger RNA of Helicoverpa zea (corn earworm), 3199 nucleotides long. Its product is annotated as N(G),N(G)-dimethylarginine dimethylaminohydrolase 1. The transcript is spliced from 5 exons. Gene Ontology annotation, biological process: positive regulation of nitric oxide biosynthetic process; arginine metabolic process. The coding region runs from base 222 to 1022 and encodes 266 amino acids. The record is from RefSeq and is a predicted model, not a curated record. Gene Ontology annotation, molecular function: amino acid binding; dimethylargininase activity. NCBI's taxonomy places the organism in Eukaryota, Metazoa, Arthropoda, Insecta, Lepidoptera, Noctuidae.